AUGGCACGAGCGGGCAUGUUGCACAGGGGUGGAAAAAACGGUGCCGAUGGGUGCGACGAUGUGCAGCGCUCGCUGGAGUUGCUGGACCAGGUGCUGAGUGAAUACGACGAGGGUGAGCCGCGUUCGUUGGAGGCAGCCCGCGUGGCAGCCACGCCGGCGACGCCUGCCACUCCCGCCACGCCGGCCACUCCUGCCACUGACGACGAUUCACCGCUCGCCGGACACACCUCAGAAGACGAUGGAUACAUGAGCAUGAACGGAAGAAGAGCGAAAUUCGCGCUAGGCUUCCACCCGACGGAGGAACGUGAAGAACCUUCGCCCCCGGAACCAACUUCGCCUCAUUCGCCGCCGCCGCCUGAAGAGGCACAGCGAAUAAUUUCUACAUUGUUACCGAAAGUUUCGCCAGCAAAUUCUGGGAAGCGCACCAUUUCAGUCGAGCAAACCGAAACUACUGAAAGGCUGGAUUCCAUUAUUAGUGUUAAUGGAAUUACAACUGCUACUCAGACCACAUUCCCGAAAACCAAACACCAGCGACCUUACGGUUGGGAGAAAGAUAAUAUUGAAACGAACGGCUUUCAACUACAACCAGCCCCAGUGCCUCCGUACAAAUUUGCUUCACUCCAACAUGGUGUGCACCCUCCACAUGCUGACACAACGUCAGCAUGGCUACCACCACGGCAAGCGGCCCCACCUAUCACACAAAUAAAAUCACCUAGCUUUGAGAACCCUCCAGUAUUCCCGUUCAUGGGUUUCUCAAGCGAUUUCAAUGACAAGCCUUACAAUGAACAUCCCGUUACAAUUUAUCCGGGACCGAACCUCCAGUUUAACAGACAGUCACAUUCACCAACAUACAAUAUCCAAAAAAUUUCACCAUCGAAUAAUAAAAAUUUAGAGAGAAAGGGCUACGUAAAACGUGAUAGCAGAUCCGAUGGUGAAAUGUUGUCACCCAGGGGUAAAGUACCUCCGCGGACUCUCGCCGGUUCUAUGGAGAGGCAUAGAGAAGUGUGUAGAGGUUCUUCGGAGGACGUAAUGGAUGGGCAGAAAACGAGACGUUCGAGUAGGUGCAACGAUGAUGAUCAUUUCUCAGAUGAUUCUUUAGAAGAGUCGUUCCCACCGCCGCCGCCCGCUGCCACCACGCCUUCGAAACGCAAUUCUAUAGCAUGGGAAGUAUCCCUCGAUGGUGAUGAUCCUCUACUUACUCCCGGAAGCACAAAGGUAAUAGGACGAAGAAGAAGAAAAUCAGGCGAUCAAUCACAUUCAAGUACAAACUCUAUACCGCAACGACUAGAUGACGAUUGGGGCGAAGAAUACUGGCCUCCACCUCCUCCGAUAGCACAAUGCGAUCCUUUAGCGUCACCAACAUCUGACGUAGAGCAUGACAAUAAACGCGAUCUGGCAUGUGGCACCUACGUUAUUAGGAAAGGCAAAAACAGAAAACAUUUACCAACUUUCAACAAAACCAAUAGUAGUAAAACGUCAAACGCGAACAACCUAAUUCAAACUCACAGCUUGAACAGAAGCACGGACAAAUCAAUAGACGGAUCAAGUGUAUCAAUAAGUGGUUCUGGAUCUGUCAGUUCAUACAACUCUAGACCUAGCUCAGACUUGAGUUUACCACAAUCAAGAUACAGUGUUGACCUUAACUCACGUCUAAGUCGCGAACUCAAUACUCCUAACUCGAGAUACAGCAUAGAUCUUUGCACGCCUAAUUCUAGAAUUAGCAAAGAAAUUAAUUCACCAAAAUCCAGGCUUAGUUUAGAUCUCAACAACGGUCAAGAUAGAUAUAUUAACCCAGAAUAUUUUGGUCACAGUCCAAAAAGCAGAAACGUCACCGGAGACAAAUGUGUAACACCCAAAAGUAACAUAGUGCAAAGUAAACUAUCUCCGCAAAACAGAUUUACGGAUUUCAAAAAGUAUUCUUCAACAUUUGAUAAUAUACAAUCUUUAAUCAAAGAAGGUAAAGUUGAAGAAGCUCCACAAAUAGAAUGCAAUGAAACGGUAAAUGAACUAACUACUGUUCCUCCUAAUAUGGUUAGAGUGAUAUCGUUACCUAGUCUCGGUGAGAGUGACGGCAACAGUGCUAGUAGGCAAGCACUUAUUACGACAGUUGAGGAAGAAGAAGAUCCGGAAAGUGGUGAAAGAGGCUCCAGUGGCGAAACUUCACCAUUACGUAAAAUUGAAAAUAACAUAAGCGCUAUAUUAAGCCAGAGUCGGGACCAAAAACUUUUUACGCCAUACAUACCUAAAGACUGGAAUAUACAUAAGGAUGAAUACUGUGAUGACGUAUCUAAGGAAAUAGAAACAAAUUACCGUUAUAGCUCUAGGGACAAACAUAGGAGACAUGAUAUCCAGAAAUCAUCAAGUCAUAACGAGAUACAAAGUCAAAGAUCUAUUGAUCGUCGAGACCGUUCUUCAGGCAGACGAUCAAACAGUAUGCACAAGUCGACUAGUGCGAAAGACAUGCCAGUUAGCUUAGUUCGGCAGCCAUCCUCCUCGGAUUCAGCUGUUUCCAGCGGAGGAGAUUUUCCGUUGAAUGUUCAAAUAGUAGAGCAUCCGUAUAGAUCUCCAUUGCCUCCUUCACCAAGUAUAGGUCACGAAAAAGGGCCGCUUCCACAAACGCCAGAAUCACCUAUAUUCCCACCUCUACCACCCUCACCAGUUCAAGAAGUUGACGACGAGUAUACAGAAAUAAUGCAACCUACGGAAAAACGCCACAUCAAAAAGGCGGACACUUUACCAACUCCAACUAUGGAAUUAAGAAGAAGACCGUCAGAACCUCCUGCCGUGCCUCCACACCGUGACACAACUAACAGCCUUAAGACGCGAUCCAUGGAGAACAGCUUUAAUAAAAACAGAAGAAGUAGUAACUUUAAAAGCGGUUCAACGGACAGAAGAACUUUACCAACAGACGUGGGAGCAAGCGGAGCCCGACGACGCACACUUCAGCGUCAGCAACGCGAAACUUCUGCGGGCACUCGAGGACCUUUGCAAACUUCAGCAAGCUUACCCGAGACCCCAGUCUUCGCCCGCGGUUGCGAUGUACCUCGGACACCGCCAAGAAACUCCACGGGACCCCCACGUAACAAUACAAUGAACUCCAUGCAGACAAUAGGAAGCAGCGUCACGCUAGGUGGCUACGGUCGAGGCUCAGUGAUGGGCGCUACUUCAGGUGUCUGCACAGGAGCUGACCUGUUGCGUAUGGGCGGCCCGCCUCGAGGCUGGUAUCCUCGUCAACGACAUCGGCCAGCUUCUACGGAGCAUCUCGACCGACUGGCAACAUCUGCAAAGGUGCCUGCCGAUCAUCCAGUGCCGUGGGAUGGUUCUGGUGCACGUAAACCUUUAACUCUACCGCCCAACUUGACGCCUAAAUUCUUCCAGAAGUCACCAAGAGAAGCUCUACGUAGAGUCACGAGCUUAUUAAUACGAAAAGGUAAUAAUGGUAAGGAGAAGGAAACUGCCCGAAGCAAGGAAGCAACAUCGCCGGCAGCCCAUUCCGCAAACGCGAAUGAUACACAAAACUGGAUUCAUCUUCAUCUUCGUGAACAACAUUUCACACCUUUUUAUGAAGUAUCAGAUUUAUUGAAGACAAUACAAGACGCUACCCAAAAUGAAGCCCAUGUUGAUGCCAAUAUUCAACUAUUGCGUGACAAUUAUGAUGAAGUUCCUACCGAAGAUAACCAUAACAAUCAUGGAAAUGAAAUUGAGAUUGAUCCAGUUUAUACAAAUUAUCGUAAACACAGUACAAGUCAUAUUGAUUUUUAUAAAGACUUUACAAGUAAUUCAUUCGGUCAUUCUUGUAUUAUUUGCGACAGACUAUGGUGGAAAAGAGACUUAAAAAUGUCGACCAGUAAACAUGAAAGUAUUUUGAAAACAAUACUGCAGAAUUACACACCUGGUGAAAUUGUUCAAGUCUGCUCUACGUGUUAUACAUCUUUGGAAAAAGAAAAAAUUCCUCUCAUGUCAACCUACAAUGGUUUUGCAUAUCCGAAAAUUCCUUCACAUUUACCAACUUUAAACCUUAUCGAGCAACGAUUGAUUUCAUCGAGAAUACCGUUCAUGCAGAUUCGUAGACUGAGACACGUCAAUGGUCAGUACGGUAUUUAUGGCCAGAUAAUUAAUGUUCCUGUCGAAGUUAAUACAAUGGUGAAACAAUUGCCAAGAAACAUUCAAGAUGACCAUUGCUUUUAUGUGCAUUUGAAAAAGAAGUUGAUUCACAAAACUAGUUACGUCCACGGGCUUAUUAAUAAGAGACAUAUUAAAGAGUGGUUGUCGUAUUUGGUAUCUACGCCUCUUUAUAUUUAUCAUGACAUUAAAAUCGAUGAAUCUUUUCUUACCGGCAAUGAACGUACUUCGCAAUUUAAUAUGGAUGAAAUAAGUGAACACGUGCCAAUUGAAGACAAUUUAGUUGCGCAGCAACAAACUCUUUUGUGGAAUGAUGAUUAUUUUUUGAAUCUAGCACCCGGUGAAUAUAACAAGCCAGUCAGUAUUUUAAUGGAUGAACAUGCGGAAGAACUAUCUUUUCCGACAAUCUACGGCAGUCAGUUUCGAACAUACAGAGAUGGUGUUAUUGUUACUCCCUUCAUGCAAGCUACCAGCGAAGUUCGCCGUACUGAUAGACGUGCUACUGACCCACAACACCUUUUAUACAUCGCUGCUAAAAUAAUGAGGUUGCGAGUUAGUAGAUGUAUCAACGUUGCGUUUAAGCAUGUUGGGCAAGGUACUUCAAUUACGAAAGAGACCAUUCAAUCUGAAGAAUAUAUAAAUAAUUGUUUAGAAACAAAUCUCGCAUUUCUUCGCUGCAUACCAAAUUCUGCUUGGUUUUGGUCAGAUCGCAAAAAAGAUCUUUUUGCAAUGAUCAGGCAAUUAGGGCCACCAACUGCUUUUAUGACUCUUAGCGCCAAUGAAACUGGCUGGGAAAAUUUGUUGAAAUUAUUGUACAAAUUGAAAAACGAGGGAGCGGAUAUUUCAGAUAAGUUUUUAGCAGAAAUGAGUUAUGUGCACAAAGCUCAACUUGUGAAUGAGGAUGCCGUAACUUGUGCUAUUUAUUUUAAUAAAAUGGUAAAUUGUCUGUUAAAAAUUUUGCAAUCAAAGAAAAGAAAUCCAUUCGGAAAAUAUAGAGUAGUACAUUAUUUCAAAAGAAUAGAAUUUCAACAUUGUGGUAGCCUACAUGCUCAUAUUCUUCUUUGGUUGGAAAAUAUUCCUGAAGUUUUAUUAAGCAAUGAUCCUGAAGUAAUUAAAUUAAUCGACGAAUUAGUUUCUGUGUCAGUGUCAGAGGCGUCGGGAAAUAUAAAACUAGUAACGCACAAACACACAUUCGCGUGUUAUAAAAAAAUGAAUCCAAAUAAAAAGCAAGAAUGUAGAUUUGGUGCACCAUUUAUGCCAACAAAAAAAACUAUUAAUUUGAUACCUAUGAAAAACACUGAUGCCGAUUACUCAGAAGCGCUUUUCAAAGAAUAUAAGAAACGAUUUAAAUUUAUAAGAAAUAAUCUCGAAAAUUUUGACUACACAAAUUUUGAUGAAUUUUACUCGCAUAAUGAUAUUAUUUCUGAUGAUCAUUACUACAAUAUUAUUCGUGCUGGUAUCAAUAGACCAAAAUUAUUCUAUAAAAGGACACUAGCAGAAAAAUGGCACAACACUUUCAAUCCAUUCGUAUUACAUCAUUUGAAAUCGAACAUGGAUUUUCAGAUUAUACUAGAUGAAUAUGCUUGUGCAACAUAUGUCGUUGAAUAUAUCAAUAAGCACAAUAGAGGGAUUAGUAAUUUGCAAAGACAAAUAAUUGACAUAAUGGACGAGCAUCCAGAAUUCGACAUUGUCGAUAUCACGAAAAAAAUGAUUAUUGACAUACUUCAGUGUGAUGAAAUGUCGGUACAGGAAGCUGCUUGGUAUUUAUUAAGAGAACCUAUGGCUAAGUCAUCGGUGGUGACAGUCUACAUUCCAACGGUAUUUCCUACUGAACGCGCAAGAAUUAGAAAAUCUAUGAAGGAACUUGAAGCCUUAGAUGAUGAUUGUACGAACGUUUGGAAAGAGGAUUGGUUCGAUAAGUAUGAGAAAAGACCUGAAGAACUCCGCGAUCUUACGUUAGCACAAUUUGUUGCAAAAUAUUACCUAAAUAAAAAGGGGACUUACACUAAAAGAGAUACUGCAAGAAUAAUAAGAUACAGGAACUACGAUAUGGCUGACAAUUACAACGAUUAUAGACGUGAGAUGGUUCUGUUGCAUGUUCCUUUUCAAAGUGAAGAAAAUGAUAUUAUUGCUGAAAAUAAGUUCAUUCAAAUAUACGAAGACACCAAAGAUACGAUAUUAGAACGUAGGAAAGAAUUUGAAUCAAAUUUGGACAUAGAGAAAACUUUACAAAUUUGUAGGCAGUUGUGCCGAGAAAACGAUGAGGAACAAGAAGACGAAGAAUUAUUAAGAGCGGAGAAAAAAAUUUGUUUUCUUAUCGGUCACCGUGCUUAA
Molecule: messenger RNA, 6456 nt
Organism: Parnassius apollo (apollo)
Lineage: Eukaryota; Metazoa; Arthropoda; Insecta; Lepidoptera; Papilionidae
Source: the annotation of a GenBank genome assembly